Molecule: messenger RNA, 387 nt
Organism: Fusarium graminearum PH-1
Lineage: Eukaryota; Fungi; Ascomycota; Sordariomycetes; Hypocreales; Nectriaceae
Exons: 3
Coding region: 1-387 (128 amino acids)
Source: RefSeq, a predicted model, not a curated record
AUGUGUCCUCUCUUGCAGUUGCAGGUGGAGAUGGAGGCGGUGGAGCUUAUGAUGGAGUGGGCGUGGCUUGUGCUUGCUGCUUGGCUCGACUUUUGGAGCAAAGCGUCCUUCUGCAACGACAAGGGCCUGUCCUUGUUGCGCUAUGUCUUUGCCAGUGUAAACUCGGCGGUAAGAUUUCUGCGAUUCAUUCAGACGGUCGAGACAUCCGGAUACGGUAACAGGUCUCAAGAGAUAAACGGAACGGUAGCUCGAUACCUGUGCGUAAUUGCGGGAGGUAUAUUUCCUAUCUGGACGCCCUGGUUUGAUGACAUUGGAGCCGCUGGGGCCAACUUCAAUCCAGUGGAUAGACCUGACCAACCGAGGAGUAUUUCUCCUGGCAGUUCGUGA